Messenger RNA from Medicago truncatula (barrel medic), 1193 nucleotides. Its product is annotated as cytochrome b561 and DOMON domain-containing protein At4g17280. The record is from RefSeq and is a predicted model, not a curated record. Lineage: Eukaryota; Viridiplantae; Streptophyta; Magnoliopsida; Fabales; Fabaceae. The transcript is spliced from 2 exons. The coding region runs from base 38 to 970 and encodes 310 amino acids.
UUGGGCCAUCAAUCCAAGCAGCAAUCUUGACCCGGCCAUGAUCGGAGCACAAGCUUUGGUGGCUAUUCCACAAGCCAGUGGAAGCCCAAAAGCCUAUACUUCAAACAUUGUAGACACAAGCACACGGUUGCAAGAAGGAACCAUUAGUUAUCCUGUUUCUGGGUUGUCUGCCACAUAUCAGAAUAACAAGGUUACUAUUUUUGCUACUUUGACCCUUCCAAAUGGAACAACCUCUUUGGUUCAUGUAUGGCAAGAUGGAGUUCUCUCUUCUGAUUCUACUCCUCAAGAACAUAGCCAUGAAUCUUCUCACCAAAACUCUAAGGAAGUCUUGGAUCUUGUUUCUGGUACCUCCCAAGCUGCAAGUGGGAUUGGUUCGCGUCAAAGAAGAAGAAAUACACAUGGAGUACUAAAUGCUAUUAGUUGGGGAAUCUUGAUGCCAACGGGAGCAGUAAUAGCAAGGUAUUUGAAGGUGUUCAAAUCUGCAGACCCUGCUUGGUUCUAUCUUCACAUAACUUGUCAAGUCUCUGCCUACAUAGUUGGAUUAUCUGGUUUUGGUACUGGUCUCAAACUCGGUAGUGAUUCAGAGGGUAUUACAUACGACACUCAUAGAGCACUUGCUAUUGUUCUUGUAACCUUGGCAACUCUUCAAGUGUUUGCUCUAUUUUUGAGGCCAAACAAAGACCAUAAGUUGAGAUUUUACUGGAAUAUCUACCACCACGUUGUAGGGUAUGUUACCAUAAGCAUUAGCAUUGUAAACGUUUUCAAAGGGUUUGAAGCGUUGGGAGAUUUUGUAGGGGAUCGUUACAAGAACUGGAAGCAUGCUUACAUUGGUAUUAUUGGUGCUUUGGGGGGCAUUGCUGUCCUUUUGGAAGCUUACACGUGGAUGGUAUGCAUGAAGAGGAAGAAAGCAGAUAACAAGACUUCAGAUGGUGUUAAUGGAGCAAAUGGCCAUGGUUCUUCUACCCUUUAAGCCAUAGCCAUAGUAAGUAUAGGAAUGAUGUGUAGAAAGAUUACAUUGGAUUUUUUCUGUUAUUUUGUGUCUUUUACUUUUAGACCCCUUUGUAUAUUUUGGGUACUCCAGCUUCUUCUUAAGAGUCUUAGUUUUGACUUUUAGGGGUGUGCUUUUUGUGUGUGUACUAUACAUUGUAUCACUUUCUAUUUCUUCAUAUUUGUAUGUAUUUAUUGUUUAGUUA